UGGGUCCGAUGGCGGCGGCAGCGCCGAGUGACCCAGCACGGGGCCAGGUGACCUUUGAGGAUGUGGCUGUGUCCUUCUCCCGGAAGGAAUGGGGGCUCCUUGAGGAGGCUCAGAGGCGCCUGUACCGUGAUGUGAUGCUGCAGAACUUUGCACUUGUGGCCUCUCUGGGGCUUGCAUCUUCCAAAUCCUCUGUGGUCACCCACCUGGAGCAAGGUAAAGUGCCAUGGGUACCCAAUAGGGUAAAUAAGUGUUUAGUCAAAGCAGAGGACAAGAGGAAGCAGAGACCUGGUGAGUGGGACCAGGCAUAG
Messenger RNA from Ochotona curzoniae (black-lipped pika), 308 nucleotides. RefSeq names its product zinc finger protein 792-like. The transcript is spliced from 3 exons. Gene Ontology annotation, biological process: regulation of DNA-templated transcription. NCBI's taxonomy places the organism in Eukaryota, Metazoa, Chordata, Mammalia, Lagomorpha, Ochotonidae. Bases 9 to 308 code for a protein of 99 amino acids. The record is from RefSeq and is a predicted model, not a curated record.